This is a messenger RNA of Ruditapes philippinarum (Manila clam), 1763 nucleotides long. Its product is annotated as glutathione reductase, mitochondrial-like. Bases 66 to 1457 code for a protein of 463 amino acids. Gene Ontology annotation, cellular component: mitochondrion; cytosol. Gene Ontology annotation, molecular function: glutathione-disulfide reductase (NADPH) activity; flavin adenine dinucleotide binding; NADP binding. The record is from RefSeq and is a predicted model, not a curated record. NCBI's taxonomy places the organism in Eukaryota, Metazoa, Mollusca, Bivalvia, Venerida, Veneridae. Gene Ontology annotation, biological process: cell redox homeostasis; cellular response to oxidative stress; glutathione metabolic process. The transcript has 11 exons.
ACAAACUAGAACACAUAUUUUGGAUAGUUUUAUAAACCGGAUAAAUUAAAUUAGCAAACUAACCCAUGCGCAUUUCACAGAUAUUACGAGCCAUGGCGCCCAUCGUAAAAACUUUCGAUUAUUUAGUGAUAGGUGGGGGGUCCGGGGGUCUUGCCAGUGCUAGAAGGGCUGCAGAAUUUGGCAAGAAAGUUGCUGUCAUCGAAGAGGCAAGAUGGGGAGGCACGUGUGUGAAUGUUGGAUGUGUACCUAAGAAGAUAAUGUUUAACACUGCCAUGCAUUCAGAGUUUAUACAUGAUCACAAACACUAUGGUUUUGAUGUGGAAGUAAAAGGAUUUAGCUGGCGAAAAGUGAAAGCUACCAGGGAUGCCUAUAUCAAAAGAUUGAAUGGAAUUUAUGAAUCAAAUCUAGAAAAGUCAAAGGUAGAGAAGAUAGUUGGUCAUGCAACAUUUACUGAUGAUGGUUAUGUCGAGGUAAAUGGAGAGAAAAUAUCAGCGGAACAUAUCAUGAUAGCUACUGGAGGAAAACCAAUGGUGCCUUCCAUACCUGGUGGACAGCAUGCUAUAACUAGUGAUGGUUUCUUUGAACUGGAAGACCUUCCAAAGAAGGUGGUUGUUGUUGGGGCAGGUUACAUUGCUGUAGAAUUGGCGGGAAUAUUUAACGCUCUAGGAUCAGAUACAUCUAUAUGUAUACGUUACGAUCAAGUGCUGCGAAAUUUUGAUGGCAUGAUUAGUCAUACGUUAACUUCGGAACUGGAGAACUCCGGAAUGAAAGUCUGCCGUAGAACACAGGUUACUAAAGUUACUAAGGAAUCUAAUGGCACUUUGACCCUUGACCUUAACACUGGAGAUCAGAUGAAGGACGUGAAUUGUUUGUUAUGGGCUAUUGGAAGAGUACCAAACACUAAUAAUUUAGGAUUAGAAAAAGUGGGAAUCAAAACAGACAGCAAGGAAAAUAUUGUCGUUGAUGAGUUCCAAAAUACCAAUUUACCAAAACGUUACGCAUUGGGCGAUGUUUGUGGCAAGGCUUUACUCACGCCAGUUGCCAUAGCAGCCGGUCGUAAGCUGGCACAUCGCCUGUUUGACAACAAACCAGAUUGGAAAUUAGAUUAUGAUAAUAUACCCACAGUUGUCUUCUCACAUCCACCUAUAGGAACUAUUGGACUGACUCAAGAGGAGGCAGAACAGAAAUAUGGAGCAGCUGAUAUCAAAAUUUACUCGUCAACAUUUGUUCCAAUGUACUACGCUAUGACAGAACAUAAAGUCAAAUGUAGCAUGAAAUUGAUUUGUUUGAAAUCCCAGAAUGAAAAGGUGAUAGGACUCCACAUGCUGGGACAAGGUUGUGAUGAAAUGUUACAAGGAUUUUCUGUGGCUAUCAAGAUGGGGGCAACAAAAGCCCAGUUUGAUGACGCUGUUGCUAUUCAUCCUACGUCAAGUGAAGAGCUUGUUACAAUGAGAUAGUCCUGUUUCCCGUGGUGUGUUGUUGUGGUUGCCAUAGCAAUAAAAAUUAUACAUGUGUAAUCAAACUAUCUGCUUAAGAAAAUCUACUUACUUAACUUAAGUGUUAGGUAUAUAAUAAUCAGACUUUUCUAUAAUUCUGUGAAAAUAUCUCAACUCUGUGAAUGCAAGAGUUUAUCUUUAAAAGCUUAGAGCUUUGUUUGUAUGAGUAUUGAAUUUUAUGGAAAAUGACAAAAUAUUAUAUCCAUGUAAAAUAAAACAUGUUUAUAAAAUUAAAAAUUUAACAAAUUGCAAGCUACUUUGCAUGAA